AUGUAUGGGUCAUCAUACGUGUCUAAGUCGUUGGACCCAUCCGACUCGUCGGACCGUACGGGUCCUCGGGCCCAUCCUAGUGGUAGGACCCGUCCAAGUCUUCGGGCCCGUUUGGGUGUACGAGCCCGUUCGAAUGUUCGGACCCGUCGGGGUAUUCGGCCCCGUCUGAAUUUUUGGGCUCGUUCAGCUUGUCGGGCCCGUCCAGGUCGUCGGCCCCGUUCGGAUCAUCGAACCCGUCUAGAGUACUGGGCCAAUGACCUAGACGGGUUGGACCGGACCAUAUUGACGAACUUGACGGCACAAUCGUGCAGUAUGGGCCGCCAGGCCUCUAGAUCAUCGAGCCACCCAGCUUCAUUCUUGGCCAAUGCCUCAUAUUCUAGAAAGAGGAUUGUGCCAGCUUUUUACGUUUUUGGUGAUUCAACUGUAGACGCUGGAAACAACAACAAUCUCAACACACUUGCCAAGGCAAAUGCAUUUCCUUAUGGCAUUGACUUCAAUAAUUGUUCCACAGGAAGGUUUAGCAAUGGCAAAACCUUUGCUGACCUUAUUGCUAUCAGAUUGGGUUUGCCAAUGCCGCCUCCAUACUUGGGUGUGCCCAAGUCUGAGAGACAUAAAGCAGUCACAGGAAUUAACUAUGCAUCGGGAUCUUGUGGAAUCUUGAAUUCAACUAGAGUAGGAGAUUGUUUGUCUUUGGAUAAACAAAUUGAAUACUUCACCUUAACCGUGGCCAACGAUCUUCCAAGAAGCAUACAUAGCAAAACAAAACUAAGGCAUUACUUAUCCAAUUCCAUAUAUCUCUUAUCAAUUGGAUCUAAUGAUUACAUGUUGAAUUAUUUCAAGUACCCAAAUGGAACCAAUAACAAUCUAAAUCCAGAAAAAUAUGCAGAUUACCUACUUGAGCAAUUGGCUUCACGUAUCAAGAGAAUUUAUGAUCUUGGAGCUCGAAAGUUUGUGGUAAGUACAAUUGGUCAAAUUGGAUGCACACCAACAUGUGUUAUAAGGAUACCAUAUUCCCAAAAAUGCAAUGAAGAUAUAAAUCAAAAGGUUAAACACUACUCAGACAAACUCCCUGGGAAGCUACAAGAUUUGCAAACCCAACUCUCACAUUCAAUCUUCAUUAACUUGGAUAAUUACAAUUUCUCCCAGAAAAUAAGAAAUUCCCCUGAAAACUUUGGGUUCAAAAAUAUUUUUGACUCGUGUGUCCAAGGAAGGAAACCUUGUGCAAAACGGAAUGAAUAUUAUUUUUUUGACUUUGCUCACCCAACUGAAGCUACAAAUAAAAUAUAUGCAAACGAAUGUUUUAGUGGAACCCAAUUAUGCCUUCCUUACAAUAUUUCGAAGUUGAUUCAUGCACAUUAA
This is a messenger RNA of Vigna unguiculata (cowpea), 1359 nucleotides long. Its product is annotated as GDSL esterase/lipase At2g03980-like. NCBI's taxonomy places the organism in Eukaryota, Viridiplantae, Streptophyta, Magnoliopsida, Fabales, Fabaceae. The record is from RefSeq and is a predicted model, not a curated record. Gene Ontology annotation, molecular function: hydrolase activity, acting on ester bonds.